GCGGCCUUGAUGUGGGUGGGUGUGGCGAGUGCAACCUGAUCGCUGCGCCGCUCGUUGCGACCCCGAGGCGUCGCGCCACCCUCACAACCAACCUCAUUUUCCAUUUUACCACCACUACAACUACACCCGAUGCAACCUCUUGCGACGACUGCGCUUUUGGCAACGAUGGCCAUCACGGCGAUCCACGCCCGGACCUGCGGCGCACCCGAGUGGAACACCGACUACUACGGCGACGACGUCGGCAACUUUGCGACAACCGGCGACUUUAACAACAUGCUCAAGCAGUGCUGCGAUGGCUGCACCGGCAACAGCUCGUGCGUUGCGUACACGCUUGCCAACAACGUCUGCUACCUCAAGUCGGGCGGCGGCAACCGUAAACCGUUGAAUGGUGCCACGUCGGUGCUCAUGUCGCGCACGCCGGCGCCCGUCGGUACGUGCUCGGCGCCCGAAAGUAACGUCGACUACUACGGCAACGACCUCUCCAAGCAGCUCGUGUCGGGCAGCCAGGCCGACCAGACAAAGGCUUGCUGCGACGCCUGCGCCAAAGCGGAUGGCUGCAACGCGUUUUCGCUUGCGGACGGGAUCUGCUACCUCAAGUCGUCGGACGCCGGGCGCAAGGCGGCGCCGGGUGUCAUCUCGGCCAAGAAGGCAGGCACGACGCCGACGCCGACGUCGACGCCGUUGCCGAUCACACCCUCCCGCCACGCAACAUAA
Molecule: messenger RNA, 714 nt
Organism: Saprolegnia diclina VS20
Lineage: Eukaryota; Oomycota; Saprolegniomycetes; Saprolegniales; Saprolegniaceae
Exons: 2
Coding region: 130-714 (194 amino acids)
Source: RefSeq, a predicted model, not a curated record